AUCGAAUGCACCCCUCAAGGGGGUGCGGGGGGUGAGGGUCACUGCUGAGGGGAGCUUAGAAAGCUUUGCUCGGGAUGCCUUGUUUUCCUCCUCCUCCCGACCGGCAGAUGAGGGACUGAGGGCUGGGCAGGUUGAUUGUGAAGCUGUAAGACAGGGAGGUGGGGAGGUAAAGAGAUGAAAGGUCAAAGGGCCGGUCCCCGGGGCGCAGAGUCCGUGCACAGCUGGGCUCCUGGGCGGGGAGUUAUCUCAGGCAUCGGCAGGGCAGGGUCCUGCUCUCCAGCCGGCAGACCAGAGGCCGGCUGUCCCGCAGCAACCAGCCGGCGCCCACUCUCCCUGCGCCGGCCGCAGCCGGGGACCAGGCAGGCAGGCGGGCAGGAAGCGAGAGCGGCAGGACCGUGAGCCCCGGGCGGACGAGCCAAGCGGCACCUGGGGGACAUGGAGGACAGACCCUCGGAGGCCAACGCCAAUGUGGACACCUCGGCGUCCCCGUCGGUGGCCCAGCUGGCCGGGCGGUUCAGGGAGCAGGCGGCCGCCACCAAGGAGAUACCAGCCAGUAAACCAGCCCGGACGAGGAAACCGCCCUGCUCCCUCCCCCUGUUCCCCCCCAGAGUAGAGCUGGGCCAGAACGGAGAGGAGAAAUCGGCACACAAUGCGAGCCACCUCCCCAAAGUCAAGGUGAAGAGCUCGCCUCUGAUCGAGAAGCUCCAGGCCAACUUAGCCUUCGACCCGGCCGCCCUGCUGCCGGGGGCCUCGCCCAAGAGUCCGGGGCUCAAGGCGGCAGUGUCUCCGUUCCACAGCCCGCCUUCCACUCCCAGCAGCCCGGGUGUGCGGCCGCAGGAGCCGGAGGAGGUGCCCAUCAGCUUCGACCAGCCCCCCGAGGGCAGCCACCUACCCUGCUACAACAAGGUGCGGACCAGGGGCUCCAUCAAGAGGCGCCCGCCCUCCCGGCGGUUCCGGAGGUCGCAGUCGGACUGCGGGGAGCUGGGGGAUUUCCGGGCGCCCGAGCCGUCCCAGGAGAAUGGGGCGCAGGAAGACGCCCGGGACGAGGUGUUCGCGCCCAAGAGCAAGGCCCCGGGCUCGCCUCCCCCCGGCGAGGGGGCACUGGGAAGGGCAGGGCGGGCGGCCCCGGGGUCCCGCGAGAAGCCCCCGCUGAGGAGGACGUCCAGCGGGACGGAGAAGCAGGAGGAGAAGGCCCGGGCCCCGGAGGAGGCCCUGCGGCCGGAGGAGGCUCCAGGGGAUGCCGAGGAGGCAGCGGCAGAGCCACGCCCGGCGACCAGCACCACCAGCACCGAGGCGCAGAACGGGGGUGGGAGCCCUGCGGAGGGAAGGCCAGCGGCGGAGCAGGAGGAGUCCGCCGCGGAGGUGAAGGAGGAGGGGGCCGGCGGUGAGGAGGAGCCCGUGCCACCCGGCGGAGACACGGAGCGGCUGGAGGAGGGGGCCGAGGUGCAGGAGGCCCCCCAGGCCCCCCCUGCAGGGGUGGAGGGCAGCCUCGCCCCAGAAGAGGGGACCGGCCAGGAGAAGCAGGAGGAGGCCACCGCCCCGGAGCCCGGCUGCAGCCCCACGACCGGCAGCGAGGCCCCCGAGACAGAGGACGGCGCCUCUGCCUAGCACACUAAAGUGUAGGAUGGCCCCCUGUGCCUGGUGUCGCAGCGGCUGGAGAUGUCUCCUUGGAACUGGUGGCCAUGCGCGCGGCAGCGAAGGAAGCCACACCGCCCUGGACGGUGCAGGGGUCCACGUCCCCUGCCCUCACCCCCACCCCGCCCCAGGAGAAGACUGGACCUGAGGGCAGCAGACUUUUAUCAGCUUUGAGUUUGUGUUAUUUGAUGGACUUGGUUUUUAAAAAAAAAACAACCUUAUGUAAAACAAUUUACUGUAGUAAAUUGUCCCCAGGGGGCAACGCCCCAGAGACACCGGUCCCCCUCUGGGGGGUCCAGAGCCCGCCCGCAACUACCUGUCCCUGCGGCUGGCCUCGGCCGGACUCCAUCUGGCUGACCAAGCGCCGUGUGGAGGGACCGCCUUUGCCCCGUCCUGGGGUUUACUGUGCUCUGGUGUGAGUGACCGCUGGUCUCAGGCAGCCACCAGACACCAAGAAACCAGCGGUGCUGACAGCAUGAACCCCAUGAGCUCCACAAGGCCUCGCGCAGCAAUCAGGGGCGUCCUGCCCAGGGAGUCCGGGAAUGCGGCCCGACCCCGAAUCGUACGUGCACUUAACGCCUUCUGUGUGCUCCUCGGUUUUCGUUGAUGUUUCUGUGUUUAACGUGUGGCCCAAGGCACUCUUCGGCCUCCAGUGGGGCCCAGGGACACCGGGAGGCUGGACACCCCGGGCCGGGCCCACGCCACAUCAGGUCUCCGAGACCCACGUGCAGCGCGGUCCAAGCUCGAACUGGCCGGACAGUUUUUAAGGCACUGGACUGGGGGAGAGAACUACAGAAACGUGAGAAAACGACGCAUCUGUUCCAGCAGCAGGCGCUUUGCUGGCCCCUCGGUUUCCCCGGUGGGUGGCGCCCCAGGAGGUGCCGGACUCAGCUCCCCUACUUCUGGGGAGGAGGAGGGGCGGGCUGGCAGCGGCUCCGCCCCCCACCCCCGCCCCCGCCCCGCACCCCGUGGACCCCCAGGGCCAGGCCAGAAGUCCGGAGGCCUCCGGGCUCCGCCACUGCACUUCCUCGCCCGGGAAGCAGCCCGGACCGGCCCCGGCCCCGCAGGACUCACCCCGGGACAGUGCGGUGUGCCGGUCCAGGAGGCGGCCCUCGGGCGCAGAUCCGCAGUUUCCCGGGAGGUGCUCUGAGUGCAGUCACGUGCAAACUACGUUCUGAAACCGCCCUCGGCGGCUCCCCUGGGCCGCUGCUCUCGAGGGAAGCCCGGGCUCUCCUUCCCGACUCCGGGGGCGUGGGUGGGGGUCUCCGUCCCUUCCCGCCGAGUCUCUCUUGCUUUUAUGUUCUGUCGGAGGGGGCGGGAGGCUCUGCAAGGAACAGGGGCCGACCACCCAUUCCUGGACUCUCAGCCCCUCCCCUCUGCGCGCGCUCCUGCCGAAAGACGAGAAUCCAGACACGGGGUUCAUCUUUAGGGUCGGGCCUUAAGGGUUCAGGGUCCCCAGGUGCCCAGCUGGCAGCUGGCUCGGCGGUCCCUCUGGGGGUCUGUGAGGCCCACACUGUACUCCAGCUUCAGAAAGCCGGCUCUCGGGCUACAAGGCCUUAUCUCACCGCUGGUACCUCGACCUUCUCAUCCCCUUGACAGUUCUCCUCACUCCAGAGCAGUGUUCCUAUUUGGGAUAUAUAUUUUUUCAAGUUUUUAAAAAUAGAAGGCACCUUCUAGAACGUGCAACCUAGUGAAGACUGAUCCUAUAAUAAGCCUUGUAUUUUAUCCGAGUUUCAGAGACGUGGCGUGCCAGUGACUUGGAGGUCUACUCAGCAUCGACCUGUGGUCUAUGCUCUGUCUAUCCAGCUGUUGACAGAGAUGUGUACCCCCUAAGAGUCCGCGGUUUUAUUCAUAUACAUCUCUGGGCGGGCGGGCGGGCGCUCUCUGCGCUCACACGCGCGGCCCGGCGGCAGCUCUGCGAGUGUGCGCACGGUUGCGCAUGUGCGUGAGAGAAGGGAGAGAGCCGCCGCUGCCCCGACUUGAAGACACGAACCGAAAGGGUGCGAUGUGGGUGAGAAAACGCAACCCUCUCUCUCCUCCGGAGGGUCUGCCCCUUGGAGCAGCGAAGGAGGGACGAGCAAUAAAAAUGGACAAGAAUGUGA
Messenger RNA from Phyllostomus hastatus (greater spear-nosed bat), 3737 nucleotides. It is a transcript of the gene RCSD1, whose product is annotated as RCSD domain containing 1. Gene Ontology annotation, cellular component: WASH complex; early endosome. Lineage: Eukaryota; Metazoa; Chordata; Mammalia; Chiroptera; Phyllostomidae. The transcript has 8 exons. Bases 436 to 1608 code for a protein of 390 amino acids. Gene Ontology annotation, molecular function: phosphatidylinositol phosphate binding; retromer complex binding; actin filament binding. Gene Ontology annotation, biological process: skeletal muscle contraction; protein localization to endosome; retrograde transport, endosome to Golgi. The record is from RefSeq and is a predicted model, not a curated record.